Paramecium primaurelia is the source of this 6880-nucleotide messenger RNA. The record is from the annotation of a GenBank genome assembly. NCBI's taxonomy places the organism in Eukaryota, Ciliophora, Oligohymenophorea, Peniculida, Parameciidae.
AUGAAAGCGGAAAAUGUUUCUGAAAAAAAGCAAAAGUUAUUAGAAGAGGAAUAAAGACUUAUAACUUUAGGUUAAGAAUUUUAUGCUCAAUAUGAUUUCGAAUCAAUAAAUUUUAUAACCUAUUUUAUACCACAUUACUUCGAAUAUUAUAUUAAUUCAUAGUAGAGAGAUAAAUAAGGAAAUUGGUUACCAUUAAAACUUGUAUCAAAUAGUCCAAUCAAAAAAAUGUUGGUUAGAUUUGAUUUAAAUUUAUUAUUUCCAGAAAGAAUUUGGGAAUUUACAAUGACACGUAUUUAUAUAUAAAAUAUUAAAAAGCAACUUUCUUAUAAUAACUAAGUCAAGAUUAAGGACUUUCUAAAAAUUUGCCAUAAAUUUUAUAUUUAAUGAAAUCGAUUUUAAAAGGUGAUUUUGAAAUUAAUCAUCAACAUUCAUAAGAGUUCUCUAAUUAACAUAUAUAUAGAUUUGCAAAGAUUGAAUUAUAUAGACAUACUUUACCACAUACAUAAAUUUAUCAGGUCUAUAAUUAAUUUAAUUCUUAUGAAGCUAUUAUUUUAUAAAUAAUUCCAAAAUAAAUAGAGAAUUAUAAUUCAAAAAGUAAAAAUUCUAAUUUAUGGUAUGUUGAUACUAUGGUAUUUAUCACUUAUAAUAAUAAUUAAAAGCAUAAUCAUCUUAAUGAUUAUUUAGAUGAAUAAUUAGAAGAUCCUUUUAUUUAAAAUGAUCUUUCUAUAAUAUAUGAAAUCAAACAAUCAAUUCAAUCAAAAGAUAGGAUUAUCAAUCAAAAUUUAAAUUUACCUAGAAAAUUCGUACUUUAUAAUUUUUAAGUUGAUUAAUAUGUAUUUCACAAAAAAUUUUAAAGGUGGAUCAAAUAAAUUUAUAUACAUAAUUAUUAAAUAAGAAUUUAAACAAAAACUUAAUUAUAAUCUUAAUUCCAUUUAUUGAAAAAAUACUUAUUCACUCCAAAUUUUGAAUAAUAUAAAAAUUUAUUAAAAAAUAUUAAGAAUGAAAAAUUUACAAUAAAUAUUGAAUAAUUUCAAGCUAUUUCUUAAGAAGGUGAUACAAUCUUAAUUGGAAGAAGUGGAACUGGUAAAACUACUAUAUCAUUAUUAAAAUUAUUUAUAACUGAUGCAAUAUUUAUGUUAAGAUAGAAUUUAGAUUAUUUUAAAGAAUGUAAUUCUAAAAUUAAUAUGUAAUAUAAUUAGUAAUUAUAAAAUGGAAUUUAAUUAAAAACAUUAUUUUUAACAUCUAGUCCUUUAUUAGCUUAAUAGAUUAAAUAGAAAUAUGAAAAUAUGGUUAAAAAUGUUGAAGAGAAUUUAAGAUAAAAGAAUAGAAUUUAAAAGAUUUCAGAAUAAGAAAAAUGCAAUUUAGAUGAUAGUACUGUAUAAAUUCUAGAUUUAUUGGGAGAGUAAGAUGAAAAUGAAAGUUAAUUUGAAAUAUAAGAUGAAGAUGAAGAAGAUGUUGAUUAAUUUGAAAAAGAGAUGGGAUAGUUUUAAACUAUUUAAGAUAUUAAAUAAUUUCCAGCAUUUCUUACUAUAAGAAAAUUAUUAUUUCUAUUAGAUUCUUAAUUAUAAAAUCCUUUUUUUAAAAAAACAGAAUAAAUACAUAGAUCAGCAUAAUGGCAUAAUGAAUAUUUUGGAGUUUUAUCUUUGAAUUAAAAUGUUACAAAUAAUUUAACAGAGAAGUUAGAUUCUGAAUUUAAUGAUCUAGACUCAAAAGAAAUAAUAUAUCACAAUAAUAAAAUGAAGGAAGUUACUUUGGAAUGUUUUAAAGAGUUUUUCUGGCCUAAAAUUAUUUAAGAAUUAACAUGGUAUUAAAAAUAAAGCAUUAGUUCAUUAGAUCCUAUUAUAAUUUGGUCAGAGAUCAUCACAAUUAUCAAAGGAAAUGAAACAUCCUAUCAAUAUCCAAACUUUCAUCUUAAUUUAAAAGAAUAUAUGAAAAGAUAUAAUUUUCAAAGUUAGUCAUAACCUAAUGAAGUUUUUUAAAUAUUUUUAAUAUAUGAGAAAUUAAAAUCACAAUAUGACUAUUAUGAUAUUCUUGAUUUAAUUAAUCAUAUAAAUUACUAAUAAGUAUAUUGUAAUGAUAUUAUUGAAUAUAUGCAUUAUAUUAUUCUUGAUGAACUAUAAGAUGUACCUAAAGCAUUAUUAAUUCUUCUAAAUAGAAUAACAUAAAUUUAGUUAUUUUUAGCUGGUGAUAAUGCUUAAAAUAUAGUAAAAGGUAUAGGGAUGAAAUUCUUAGAAAUAUAGAGUUGUCUUGAUCGAGAAAGAACUUGUAAUUAAUCAAUUAGAUAAAAUAUUGCUAAGACUACAUUAAUAAAAUUAUCAUAUAAUUUCAGAUCAAGCAAUUAAAUUUUAUAAUUAGGUAAUACAUUAAUCAAUUCAAUUGAAAUAUUAUUUCCAAAUUAACUUGAUUGUCUAUAAAAAGAGAAAUCAAAUUAAUAAGGACCUAAACCAACUAUUAUUUAGAGUUGUUAAAAUUAGGAUCUAUUAAAUUAUUUAUUAAAAUAAUAUAGAAAUAAAUAGAGUAAUGUAGAAUUUGGUUCUAAUUCUGUAAUUAUUGUAAAAGAUUAAGAUUCUAAAUUAAAAAUUCCAAUAGAAUUAUAGAAUGCAAUAAUUUUAACUAUUUAUGAAGCAAAGGGAUUAGAAUUUGAUGAUGUUAUUUUAUUUAACUUUUUCACUGAUAUAAAUGAAGAUGAUAAUAUAUGGAGCGAAUUCCAAUAAUUAGAAAUAAUCAAAAUAAAAAUGGAUAAACAUAAUUGGAGUACUAAAUGUAUAAUUAAUUAUUUUAUUUAGCUAAUUAAAACUUUUUUUUACAUCAUAAAAACAUUAAUGAAUAUGAAGUGGAAUUGACAAAGUUAUAAUUAAGAGAAAAACAUCAUAAUAACAAGUAAAAUAUAAUAAAAAAUCAAAAAAAAUCAAUCUUACAUUAUAACAUGAAUUGAAAUAACUUUAUGUAGCUAUAACUAGACCAAAAAAGAAAUUAAUUAUAUUUGAUUAAUCAUUAUAAAAUAGACUUCAUAUUCAGAAGAUUUGGCAAGAAUUAGAUUUAGUGGAAAUAAUUUAAGAAACUUAAUUAUAAUAAAUUUAAGUUUAAAAGUUUGUAUUAUCAUUUUCAAUAGAUAAUAAGUCUAAUUGGAAAAAAUAGGGAUAUAGAAUGCUUAGAUAGAAUAAUUAUGAAUAAGCUUAUAAAUGUUUUAUGCUUGCUACUGAAAUAGAAUUAGCAAAGAAAUGUAUGGCUUAUAAUUUAGCAACAUAAGCUACUCUUAAUUAAAAUAAUAUUUCAUUAUUUAAUUAAGCAGCAUAAAUCUUUGAAGAAAUAAAUCUACUGAAAAGAGCAGCUUCUUGUUAUUUCUCUGCAAAAAGUUAUUAGAAGGCAAUGAUAUUAUAUUAAUAAUUAAAUUGCAAAAAUGAAAUGGCUGAAUCAGCUUAUUUUUUAGGAUAAUAUUAGCUAGCUGGUCAACUAUUCUCAGAAUUGGGUGAUAUAAGAAGAUCUAUUGAAUGUUUUAAUAAACAAAGACUCUGGGAUGCUUCUUUAGAUUAAUUAAAUAAAGAAUAAUUCUCUAUUGAAGAAAAAUUAAUGUUCUUAAGUAUGAUAAUUCCAAAAUAUUUCAAAUCAAUAAUAGAGGAUAUUGAAAAGUAAGAGUAAUUAGAAUAACAAUAAGAAGAACUUAAUAAUCAUAACAGUUAAUCAGAAUGCUUUUAAGUUAAUGAAAGUUAAAUUAGAUAAUAAAAUAAUAAGUAAAUAAUUAAUAUUGAUGAUGAUUCUUAAUCUUUUCAAGUAGUAUUAGAUGAAUCACUAGAUCAUUUAUCUUUUUAUGAUCCAGAUGAUGAAUGGAUUAAAAUUGAUAAUAAAUCUUUAAUUAAAUUUAUUGCUACUUCUAGUAUAGAAUCAUAAUUUUCAAAUGUUUUAUUGAUGAAUCAACCUUUAAAUACUCCACUUCUUAAAUCUAGAUCAAACAUUUUUAUAAAAAAUAAUGUAAUGGUUCAAAUAUGUGAAAGAUUUAAAUAGUUUUAGAAUGAAUUUAAACUUCUAUUAGAAAAAUAAAAAAGUUAAAGUGUAUUAUUGUCAUUUAGAAAAUAAGAAGAAAAAGAAAUGGAUCAUAUGAUUAAUUUUUUAUAUGAUUUAGAGAAAUAUGAUAUAGAAUGUGUUUAUUUUGUAUUGGAUAUAUUAGAGCAUUUUAAAAAUUAUAAACUUUGUAUUUAUGUUUGCAAUCAAUUCAAAUUAUCUUCACAUUUAGGUAGAUAUUUAAUUUCUUUGGCAUCUUAAUAUACUCCUAUAAAUAAAAAUAAAUUUAAAUUAGAAAAUUGGAUAAUUGGUAACAAUUUAAAAAGAAAACGUUUAUUAGAUCAAUCAAUUUUAGCUUAAUUAACAUUCAAUAAUAUUUUAGAAUCAAUCAAUCCAAUUUAUUUAUAAUUUAAAAAUGAAGAUAUACUUCAUUCUUCUAAUAGUUUUGGAAUUGAAUCUUAUAAAUCAUUGAUAGGAUUAGGUUAUUGGAGAACUAUAAUUUAUUAAUUGAAUUAUUUAAAUGCUAUUAAAUUAUGUUAAUCUUUUAACAACUAUUAUGAUUUAAUAAAUCUUAUUCAAAAAAUUAAAGAAUAAAGAGAAACUAAAUAGUUGACAGAUGAAGAACAUUAUUAAUUAAUUAAAUAUAACUAUUUUAUUUAAAUGGAAUAAUGUUUCUUAUCAAAUUCCUCUAAUAAAUAUAAUAUAAAUAUUGAUGAAUCAUUCGAAAUUACUAUUUAAUGUGCUUCCUAAAGAAAAUUGACAAACAAAAAUCUAAUAUAAUUAAUUAAUAAUUCAAAACUAUAUUAAUAAAAUUUAUCAAAUAAAGAGAAGCUCAAAUAAAUAGAAUCUAUAAUUUUAUGUAUGUUAUGUUGUAUGGGAAUAUUAAAGUUUGAAAUAGAUUCCUAUUCCUUAAUUAUUGAUUUAGUUUUUCAAUAAUAAUAUUGUAUAAAUCAAUUACCUUUUGCUCAUAACAAAAAUAAUAUAAUUGAAGCACUCUAAUUCUUAUUCAAAUUCUCUUUUCCCAUAGGAGAUAUAAUGAUUGAUUUUUCUUAAUUUUGCAUUAUUCAUAUCACAUCUAAUCUAAUUAGUAAUGUAAAUGAAUAAAUGAUGUUUAUAGAUAUAGCUUAUGAAUAUAUCUUAAUACCUUUUGAUACUUUAGGUAAACUAUUUAAAUAAUAUUUUUGCAAUUUCAAAUCAAUUGUAACAUUAUCAUAAACAAUUUAAAUUUAGGAAGAUUAGCAAGAAAUGAAAAAUAUCUUUAAUAGUUUAAAAUAAAGGUUAAAAUAUUAAUAUGAGAAUAUCCUUCCACAUUUAACAAUGAAUUAAAAAGAUUAAAUAGAUUAUUAUUCAAAACUUAUAUAUGGGAUUAAAUAAAAAAAUCCUGUAAAUACAGUUGAUGAUCAUGAAACAUCCAUUUUGCAUUUUACUAAAAAUGAUGAAAUGAGAAUUUUUCAUAAAUGGCUAUUAUAGACAAAUAUCAGAUUCAAUAUAAUGGAUUAAUAAAUUAAAUAUCAUUUAAAAAAUGAAUGCAUCAUAUUAUUUGAAUAAGGAUUAAAUAAUGAAAAAUAAAAACAUGGCUUUUAUAUUUUAGCAUUAAAUAUGUUACAUUUAUAAGAUAAUAUCCCAUUUGCAAUAUUUACUUUACUUAAUAUGAAAGAAAAGGAAGAAUCAGAGUAUUAUUUAAAAUAUUUAGAAUUUUUAGAGUGUUAACAUUAUGAUAUUAUUGAAGAUUCAUAUGACUGCUUUAUUAAUUAUAGUUAAUAUUUUGAAGAUAAAAUAUAUUUAGAUGAAUGGAUGAAUCAUUUAAUCAGAAUUGGCAUAAAGUUACUUUUGGCUUAAGAAGGAAUAAUGUAAAUCUAAAUUCCAUAAAAAUAUUAAGAUAUUAUAUCAUAUAAAUAAAAGUUUGAUUAACCUCUAUUUAAAAUAACUAAAACUGAUAUCAUCUUAGAUUUUAUAGAAUAAAUAUUUUAUUAUAUAGAUACAUGUAAUUCUGAGUAUUAUGAAUAUCUAUCUAAUUUAUUUUUAAUAGUCUUUAUGAUAAAUUUAUAGAACAUCACUUAUGAAAUAAAAGAGAGGUUAUGCUAAUCUUUUUCUAAUGAUUCUACAUAUCCAUAUUAUAAAAAUUACAUUAAUGUGUGAAUCAAAAUAAUCUAAAUUUAUAAUCAGAUUUAAUUCAUAAAAUUGAUGUAUUAUUUAUCAAAGGAUAUUUUGAAGAAAAAUUAAUUACUUUAUAAAUUAAUUAAUAAGUCUUCAAUCAAAACACUUAAGUAAUUUACUAAAAUUGUUUAAACAAAUGGGAUGGUUACUUUAUAGAAGCAGAACAAAUUAAAAAGAAUGGGAUUAAUUUAUUAAAGAAAUGGAGAUAAUUUAAAUCUCAACAUAAAAUUACAUAAAAAUUAUAAAAUAAAUAAAAUCCUUAAGUUCUAAGAUUUUAUCAAUUCCAUAAAGUAUAAUUUAAGGAUAUUUAAUCAUAAUAUAAAGACAUUUAAUAUGAGAGUCUGAUAAUCAAUAUUUAUAAUUUUUAAAAGUAUUUAUAUUAUAUAUAAUUAGGGAACUUUUGAAAUUGAGAUAAAAUACUUUAAAAGGAGCAGAUCUUUAAUUUGUCAAUUAAAUUUUAAACAAUUCAACAAAUAUACUAAAAGAAAUAAAGAAUGGUAAUAUAUAAUAGGAAUCUUUUGAUGAAUUAAAAUUAUAAUAUUAAAGUUGGAGAGAUAAUAUAAAUAAUUUUGAAUAAAAUGAAUAAGAACUAUUAGAAAGAAAUAGAUAAAUUCUUAAAUUGAAAUGGUAGAAAGUAUAAGCAGGAGUCAAAGUACAAUGUAAAUUUGAUUCUCAACUCAUUUAACCAGUAUAGGAAUAUUUAGAUGAAGACUCUUAAGAUUGA